Messenger RNA from Thyridium curvatum, 1581 nucleotides. RefSeq lists its product as uncharacterized. The coding region runs from base 1 to 1581 and encodes 526 amino acids. The record is from RefSeq and is a predicted model, not a curated record. The transcript has 3 exons. NCBI's taxonomy places the organism in Eukaryota, Fungi, Ascomycota, Sordariomycetes, Thyridiales, Thyridiaceae.
AUGAACGGGGGAAUUUCCAAGACGCGGACGCGUCGCUCUGGCGUGAGACUCUCCAAGGCCUUACAAGAAACGCUGCUAGCCGCCGUCGCGAGGGCAGGUGCAGAGCCUCCUCAGAGCCCCGAGGAGCAAUCGCCAGUGGGCAGAUAUCUCCCCUGGGACGCGCUUUUGCAGUCUACGAAAAGGUCGCUUGAUGCGACUUUCGACAUCGAUCCGCUGCCCGCGAAGAGAGCCCGGCAACAGCCCCCGAUUGGGAACGGGAGACCAGAGCAAGCGGCCGAGCAGCCAAAGCCUAAGCGUCCUACGCGACCGUACGCCUCGUUUCUCAAAGACUUCAUCGAUCCCGUCCGUCCGAACCGCCCCGACUCUCUCGACGCCUUUGUUUCCGAGUGGCUCGAGUCUAUCGGGUCGGACAGAGAAAAACGCUGCCGGUCAGAUAGCCAUCUUUAUCAUACAGACGACGACCCGGUUUCGAGGCAGCUCGCGAGAUCGGCGCCGGAGAUGGGUUACACAACGGGCGCCGACGGGUUCACGGUGCCGCCGACGCGGCCUUCGCUUGUAUCCCGUUCAUACCAGGCAACAGAGGAUUCUGCUUCCAGCACUGCCCGUGUUCGCCAUCCGUCUUAUCGUCAAAACAACCUAGGGUCAAACGGAGUUUAUGUUCGAGAUUCCCGUAACCAGCUUCCUGACCAUGUCUCCUGUCAUGUCGAGACAUUACGAACAAAGAAACGGGACUCACCCGGUCCGUCGUCAGAGCAAAUUGACGGAUAUCUUGACGGACUGGACUCUCUUGCACGAGGAUGUACUGAGGCAGAUGUGGAGGGAUUUCUCGAAGACACGGUAUUUCCAAAAGUCUGGGAUCGCACCUAUGGAAGCUCGGCAGGCUUGGGAAUUGCCAAGUCAUCCCUGAUGUCUUCCCAUCUCAUUCCCAACAACCCUGAAAGCCCGUUUAGGGUUUCCGGGCCGAAACCCGAUCUCCUCUACGGAUAUUCUGGGUAUGAGGCCUUCACCCAACCACAAUUCUUGGCCCAAGCUAGUCUGCAUCGAAAUGCACGAUUUGCGGAAGCGACAACACAAGGCCUCAGGUUUCCGUUCUUGGCCGUCGAAUUCAAAGCUGCUGGAGGUACUCAAGGUGACCUCUGGGUUGCUGCAAAUCAGUGUGCCGGUGCUUCAUCAGCGUGCCUCAGCGCUAUGAGCCAGCUAAACAAGUCGCUUCAAGAGUACCAGAGAGUAGAGCGUGUCGACAACUUCUCCUACAGCAUUGCUGUAGACAAUAACACCGCCCAAAUAUACAUAUCAUGGAAGGAAGAUGACUUGAACUAUUGCCUCCAACGAGUUGAUGCUUUCCUGCUAUCAAGGCCAGAGGAGUUCAAGGACUUCCGUAGUCGAGUGCGAAACAUUCUCGAUUGGGGAAAAGACACACGCCUUACCCAGAUCAGGGAUGCAUUGGAUGUCAUCCUUGAGGAACACAGGAAGAGAGCUUCCGAGGUGGCGAAGUCUCGCCUACCGCCGUCUGUUGAUUCUGCCACCACCUCACACAAUGCCUCGUCGUCGCGCAGAACUAGAUCUGACGGUGCACGAUAG